Molecule: messenger RNA, 1179 nt
Organism: Lentinula edodes (shiitake mushroom)
Lineage: Eukaryota; Fungi; Basidiomycota; Agaricomycetes; Agaricales; Omphalotaceae
Product: methionine adenosyltransferase
Exons: 6
Coding region: 1-1179 (392 amino acids)
Biological process (GO): S-adenosylmethionine biosynthetic process
Cellular component (GO): cytosol
Molecular function (GO): ATP binding; methionine adenosyltransferase activity
Source: RefSeq, a predicted model, not a curated record
AUGGUUGCUAAUGGUCGUGUUCACUCUGCUCUUACCCCGGGACACUUUUUGUUCACCUCAGAGUCUGUUGGCGAAGGUCAUCCUGAUAAAAUCUGUGACCAAGUUUCCGAUGCCAUUCUCGAUGCUUGCUUGGAACAGGAUCCAUGGUCCAAAGUCGGCUGUGAAACCGCUUCCAAGACAGGAAUGAUUAUGGUUUUUGGAGAAAUCACUACCCAGGCCAAACUUGACUACCAGAAGAUUAUCCGUGAGACUAUCAAGAAUAUUGGGUACGACGACUCUGCGAAGGGUUUCGACUAUAAAACUUGCAACAUUCUUGUUGCAAUUGAGCAGCAGUCACCCGAUAUUGCCCAGGGUCUCGAUCAUGGCUCCCUCGAAAGCCAUGGUGCUGGUGAUCAAGGAAUCAUGUUUGGCUACGCUACCGAUGAGACUGAAGAGUACAUGCCUCUCACCGUUGUGCUUUCCCACAAGCUCAACCGUGCUUUGGCUGAUGCUCGUCGUACCGGUCUCCUUCCAUGGGUUCUUCCUGACACCAAGACUCAGGUCACGAUCGAGUACAAGAAGGAUGGCGGCGCCACGAUCCCUGUUCGUGUGGACACUGUUGUCAUCUCUACUCAGCACACCGAGGACGUCUCUCUUGAAGUUUUGAGGAAGGAGGUUCUCGAGAAAAUUGUCAAGGCCACUAUACCCGCUAACUUACUUGAUGAGCGAACUGUCUACCACAUUAACCCCACCGGUCGUUUCGUAAUUGGUGGACCUCAAGGUGACGCCGGUCUGACUGGUCGUAAGAUCAUCGUCGACUCAUACGGUGGAUGGGGUGCUCACGGUGGAGGUGCCUUUUCUGGCAAGGAUUGGUCCAAGGUCGAUCGCUCUGCUGCAUACACUGCACGUUGGAUUGCCAAAUCUCUCGUCGCUGGUCAGCUUGCCCGUCGCUGUCUCGUACAAGUUUCCUACGCCAUCGGUGUUGCUGAGCCGCUCUCCAUCUACGUUGACACCUAUGGAACUGGGAAGAAAUCCGACGAGGAGCUCGUCGAAGUCAUCCGCAACAACUGGGAUUUGCGCCCUGGUGUAAUGGUUCGUGAGUUGGACCUCCAGCGACCAAACUACAAGAAGACUGCUUGCUAUGGUCAUUUUGGUAACCCCGACUUCUCCUGGGAGAAGGUCAAGAACCUCAAACUAUAA